This is a messenger RNA of Mauremys mutica (yellowpond turtle), 1752 nucleotides long. RefSeq names its product cilia and flagella associated protein 276 (gene CFAP276). NCBI's taxonomy places the organism in Eukaryota, Metazoa, Chordata, Testudines, Geoemydidae. The record is from RefSeq and is a predicted model, not a curated record. The coding region runs from base 81 to 482 and encodes 133 amino acids. The transcript is spliced from 4 exons.
CCGGGGCGGGGACCGUCGCCUGGCAACCGCGGCCGGGCUCGCAAACAAGCGGCGGGGAGCGCUGCUGUGCCCGGCGCAGGAUGCCGCCCACCCGGGACCCCUUCCCCUACCCCCGCUACGAGAACGAGGACACCUUCAGGGGCCAGGCCAGGCCGGGCCAGGUUCCCAGUGAUAGCCUGGAUUUUAAGCUGACCUCGCUCUACAACCACCACGAGGAGCAGCUCAGAGACAAGAGCGAGAUCGUCAUCCACAAGGAGACCCUCUUGGAUGACCAUGGAGCACUGAAGGGUCUCGAGCCUGUGAAGGAACCCAAGCCGCCCCCAGUGGAGCACCAUACAGCCAGGGGCCUGUCUGUGAGAUGCUGGGUCAGCCCCACAAAGGAGUCGAUCCACAGCAUUGAGGGAGCCAUCGAGUGUCCCCACACAGCUGCCACCAACAGUGGAUACUCCCGCAAGGAGAACGGCAGCUUCUUCUCUCAGUGAGGGGUUUGCUGGCUUGUGCCCUGGCUGUGCAGCUCUGGACCCACUUCCAACUUGAGUGAACCUUCUUCUGUCUGCUCUGUGUGCAUUAAAUCCCUCUGGUCAGCAAAACUUGUCCAGAAAAACAGCCAUGAACAGGAGAGAUUUUAAUUUAGUGUCAAUCUUGUUUCCCUGUCCGCUUUGCUGCAUUCAUCCCUCCAUGCUGGGUAACUCUGGGGUACACAGCCUUGCGGCAGCAAUACUGACCUUUGUGCAUCAGCCCAGAAUACGCUGUGCUACCUCUCCACCUCCAACAUGGCUCCAGUCGGCCACCCAGGCUGGUCCUCUAAUUCUGGGGGCCCAACCUGGUGCUCAGCACCCACAACCCCCAAUAAAGCCUGCAGGACCAGUGUGUAACUGAUCAGACCCUUUAUUAACUUGGGCUUCCAAUAAUCAGGGCUCCUAAAAUGAGAGGCCGUUUUCUGGAAGCUGGCCUGUGGGCAAGAGCAGCCACUGCAUGUGGCAGCGUGGCGCUUUAUUCAUUAAAGAACGUUGGGGCAUUCAAUAAACUGAAAAGGCGGCAAAUUCCAUAUUAAUACAAGGGCAUUUUUUUUUCACACAAUAGAUACUUAGCCUAUGGAACUUGCUGCCACAAGAAUUGAGGCCAAGAAUUUGCAAGAUUUUUAAAAGGAUUGGGGAUUUUUCCAUGGAAAUGAGAAAAUUCAGAGUAGAGUUAAUUCUGGCAGGGAUAUUAACCUUCCUGCAGCAGGGCUCAAACUCAUCUCUAUUAGAGACCAGGAUGAGACCUAAUGUGGGGGCAGAUUACCCCCAUUCUGCCAUCCUAAGGUUCUUACACCACCCUGUGAAGCAGCUGGGGCUGGGCACUGCCUGAGACAGGACUAUAUGGAGCCAUGGGCUGAUCCAUACUGGGGGUUCCUAUGCGCCUGCUGUUUGGGGAUUAAAUCAUCAUGGACAGAAAUCCAGCUUCCCCACAAAAUGCUUUUAAAAAAAGCUCAGGUGAUUUGUUUGGUUUCUUCUAUGCCAGCGAGUUCACGCCUCGGCUCUGCCCUCUUGGGAAGAGUUGCUUUUCUUUGUCCUUACAAUGGUUCCAGCAUGGGUACACAUAUGUUGCUCAGGAGUCAUGGGAUGCUGCCAUACAUCCUCUGCAUGGUGAGCAAAUGGUCUUCAGCAAGGUAAUUCAGGCCCCAUGUGUAACGCCCAGCACUAGCACAUCUCCAGACUGGGGCUCGAAAACACAACUGAUGCUCAGUGCCAGGCAGCUAAAGGAGCCAUC